Messenger RNA from Ciona intestinalis (vase tunicate), 1641 nucleotides. Lineage: Eukaryota; Metazoa; Chordata; Ascidiacea; Phlebobranchia; Cionidae. The record is from RefSeq and is a predicted model, not a curated record.
AAUAUUGUGUCUCGCUUACCAGGUGUCUUGUUAGAUAUUUAUAUGGCCGUUAAAAAUCUGGGUAAAAUAUUUUAGCAUUGGCAAUCUGUAAGUACUUGUGUGAAUAAUGAAGAAAUAUUCGGUGAUUUUCGUUUUGUUAUUUUUCAAUCUUGCUGUUAAGUCGUAUUUUGUUUCAUUGCUAAAUAAUGGCAAUAAUCAAAUGAAUUUACAAUGGGAUCUAAACUACACCACCUCCAGUAUCAACAUGACUAUUGAAGUGAGAAACAUUAUGUUGGGGGGUUCAUAUUCGUUUGGGUUUGGUUUCUCUGAUGACGAGAAUAUGGGAGAUGGUGACCUCAUUGUUGUUCGUGUAACAAGAACCAGCGUGGCGAUUAAAGAUUGUUGGCUUUAUACUAAUGGUAAGGUCGUUGAAGAUUCGAAACAUAGCUACAAGUUACUUGGAUACCAAUAUAGUAAUGGCGUUUGGAACAUCAAGGUUGAAAGAAAGUUUCAAACAUGCGAUGGAGAAGAUUAUCAACUCGAUAACGGGACAACCAAUGUGUUCGUGGUGUUUCCUAUACCAAAUAAUUGUAUUUUAUCUAUCAACGGCAACGGAUGCAAUUUAUCCGAAGCCACAAAAACAUUGACGCGUGUUCAAUUACUGAAGGCGGAUUAUAGAGACAUACCACUGGAACCCAAUCACAAAUCUUUCAGUAUAAUCGCCCCCAACAUAACAAUACCAACAUCUCAAACGUCGUAUGUUUGUUCGAUACAAAAGUUACCUAAGUUUCGAACCAAAGUCCAUGCCAUCGGGUUUGAAAGCGUGAUCGCCAACCCGGGAUUGGUUCAUCAUAUUGAGGUUUUUAUUCAUGUGGUGGCCGCAUGGGCGUUUGGGGCAGACCCUUUCUAUUAUCCCAGAGAAGCAGGAAUGGCGUUCGGGGUGAAGACGGCAAGUUCAUAUGUUAGAUUGGAGGUUCAUUACAACAACCCAAUGCAUAUUAGAGGACUUGUCGAUGGUUCGGGGAUUCGGUUUCACUUCACAGAGAACCUUCGACCGCAUGAUCUUGGAAUAAUGGAAGUUGGUGUUAUAUAUUCUGCCAACAUGGCGAUUCCACCAGGACAGAAGUCUUUUAAAUGGAGUGGUGAAUGCCCAGGCAGUUGCACACAAGCAGUAAUUACAUAUGAGUUACGUUUAUUUAUUCAUAUUUUCCAGGGUGAUUCCCUAAUAACUACGUGCACAUUUAACACCGAAAAUAGAAGCAAUAUAACAUUGGGUGGGCUGGGUUUACACGAAGAGAUGUGCGUCGAUUAUAUUUAUUAUUACCCUGCUACCAAUCUUGAAGUUUGUAAAAGUUCCAUCUCAAGUCAAGCGUUGGAAAUGUAUUUCAAAUUAAUUAAACUGUCGUUGGGGAUUCCCCGCCCCCGUAAUUCCCGCCCUCUUCACCAUGAAUAUGACGUCAUAAAGUGGGGAAACUCGGCUGUUCGUUCUCUUCGUCAGCUCUAUCGUUUCGCUCCAAUGCAGGUCAAUUGUCUGAGGAGUAAUGGUGAGAGCUACCCCGGUCGUUGGGACAACAUUACACCAGCAACACAUUUCCCCAGAGCAAUGGAACCGCAAUGUUAUGCUAAUAAUAAACCAUGAGGGCGCAUAGGUGACGCUGCAGA